Molecule: messenger RNA, 2364 nt
Organism: Penicillium pulvis
Lineage: Eukaryota; Fungi; Ascomycota; Eurotiomycetes; Eurotiales; Aspergillaceae
Product: OPT family oligopeptide transporter
Exons: 1
Coding region: 1-2364 (787 amino acids)
Biological process (GO): transmembrane transport
Molecular function (GO): oligopeptide transmembrane transporter activity
Source: RefSeq, a predicted model, not a curated record
AUGGCUCGUCUGGGUAUACUCAAGCGCCAUCGGGGCCCUUCAGAGGGCCCUGCCAUCGUUGAGGUCACAAGCAACCAGACGGGAGAGCUGUCUGAAGUAGAUAUCCCCGGCAUCGUUCCAUCCGACGAGGAGAAAAACAAAGUGCAGACUGAAACGGCUGCGAUUGAGCAACAGAGUCACAAUGAUCCUGAAAUCGCCGCACUGCCUCUGCAAGUACGCCAGAUUAUCAAUUUGACCGAUGAUCCCACUCUCCCCACGAUCACCUUUCGCUACUUUGUGCUCUCGGCGCUUUUUGUCAUUCCUGGUGCAUUCUUGUCUCAGAUGAGUCACUUCCGUACCACCAGUGCCCCUUACUCUGUGUUUUUCGUACAAAUUGCUUGUCAUUAUGUGGGACACUUUCUGGCCAAAAUACUCCCGGCCUGGACGGUCCGUUUGCCUGGUACCAGAUGGUCGUUCAGCCUGAAUCCUGGCCCGUGGAGCAUCAAAGAGCAUGUGCUCGUCACAGUUACAGCGGCAUCGGGGGCGACGUAUAAUUUGGCAUAUGCGCCGAUUGUGCUAGCAGAACUCUGGUAUGGAACAAGAAUCAAUCCGGCAGUCGCUAUUUUCUUCAUGCUAGCCAUCGUGUGGACGGGAUACUCCUUUGCUGCUCUUGCACGACAAAUUCUGCUGCCAGAUCCCGAGUACAUUUGGCCACAGGCCUUGAUGCAAACAACCUUGUUCGAGACCUUCCGCAAAACAGACACUGCGUCGCCCGUCGCCCGACGCCAAAUGAAAGUGUUUUUUCUUGCUUUCCUGGGGAUGACCCUGUGGCAGUUCCUCCCAGAAUAUGUAUUCCCAUUCCUCUCUUCCCUGGCUUUUCUCUGCUGGGUAGCUCCGCAUAACGCAGUGGCCAACUUCAUUGGGUCUGGACUUGGGGGUAUGGGGUUUUUGAAUUUGUCAUUGGACUGGUCUAACAUCAACUGGAAUGGGUCCUCAAUCAUGCUCACGCCGUUCUGGACACAGGUCAUUCUGUUCCUGGCAUAUGCUUUUAACUGCUGGGUUCUGAUCCCUGCAGCUAAAUGGGGCGACCUCGGUUCCUACAAACAUGGCCUUAUGUCGAACAGUCUCCUGAUGGCUAACGGCACGACCUACCCAACACUCAAAGUGCUGACCCCCGAGUAUCACCUAAACGAGACAGCCUAUCAACAGUAUGGCCCUAUGUAUAUGGGACUACAGAAUGUGUGGGCGACCUGGUUUGACUAUGCCAAGUUGCCAGCGGCAAUCACCUGGAUUGCGACUUUUGGCUAUGUCCAAAUAAGAAACAAUCUUAAAAAGAUUCUCGGGGCUCGCAAGGCUGCUAGAUCAUCACCGGGAGAAGGCAUUCAUCAUCAAUACCAUGACCGCCUCAAUGUGAUUCAGAGACAAUAUAAAGAGAUACCACUGUGGUGGUACCUCUCCCUGUUCCUAACAGCACUGGUCAUUUUGGUAACCAUUAUCGCAUGUGGAAACCUGUUCAUCCCAAUCUGGACCCUGUUUGUCGGGCUUGCAAGCGCUGCUGUCUUCGUCAUUCCUUUUGCUUGGUUGUACGCCAUUUCCAACUACCAACUUGAGACUGGGUCGUUUAAUGAGCUAAUGUACGGGUACAUGGUGCAUACUAAAGCUGGCUCCGGCCACCAGCACCCAUGUGGCCCUUCGGUCUACGGCUCCAUCGCUGGUGACGCAUGGUAUCGUGCGCAGUAUAUGUUACAAGACCAGAAGAUCGGGCACUACAUGCACAUACCCCCGCGUGAGAUUUUCUUCUCCCAGAUUUUUGGCACCCUAAUGGGCAUUCCCAUAAAUUAUGCUGUCAUUCGCUGGGUGAUGGAUACCAAAGGAGACUACUUGACUGGAGUGAAAACAGAUCCGCUCAAUCAAUGGACUGGCCAAUCAUUGCGCACAUCGAACACUAUGGGUGUGCAAUAUGCCGUUCUCGGUCCCAAGAGACUCUUCGCGGAAGCCGAGAUGACGCCCCUGCCAUGGUCCUUCCUAGUCGGUGCAGUGAUCCCACCGAUCUUAUUCAUAUUCCAUCGAUUCUUCCCCAGGUUGCGAAUUGACCUUUGGAAUGUCAGUAUUUUCUUUGGCGGCCUUGCUAUGUUCUACGGCAACCUUAGUACUGGCUACACAUCCGCUAUCAUCGGUGGUUAUGUUGUGAUGUACUGGGCAUAUCGGCGCCAUUUCGAAGUAUGGAAGCGGUACAACUAUUUGAUUGCUGCAGCGUUUGAUGCGGGGUUUAACCUCAAUAUGUUGCUUAUCUUCUUCUUUUUCGGAGCAGGCAAGCAGAUCUCGAUGCCAAAAUGGUGGGGGAAUAAUGGUGAGUCGGUAGAGCGAUGCUUUGCUUUGACAUAG